This is a messenger RNA of Beta vulgaris subsp. vulgaris (sugar beet), 1333 nucleotides long. RefSeq lists its product as uncharacterized. Lineage: Eukaryota; Viridiplantae; Streptophyta; Magnoliopsida; Caryophyllales; Amaranthaceae. Bases 39 to 953 code for a protein of 304 amino acids. The record is from RefSeq and is a predicted model, not a curated record. The transcript has 3 exons.
UUACAUAUUAUUAUAAGUACAUUUACAAGGAACCUUGCAUGACAUCAAUUUUAACGGGGGAGAUGUGGAUGAAAGAAGUGAUAAAUGGUCACCCUAUUCGAUGUGUCAAUGCAUUUAGGAUGGAGCCUCAAUUAUUUUUGAGAUUAUGUAAGGACUUAUCAUUACAUUAUGGGUUAAAAGCUAGUGGUAACAUGCCUAUUUUCGAGAAAAUCGGCAUAUUUUUGUACGCAAUUGCUCAAGGUGCCUCAAAUAGAGUUCUUGGUGAGCGUUUUCAACGUUCUGGUGAUUCUAUUAGUAGAGCAAUUCAUGAAGUUCUUAAUUCAAUUUCUUGUCGAAAGGUGAAGAGUCUUGCACAUGAUAUUAUAAAGCCUUAUGAUCCCGAUUUCACAAGUGUGCCUGCAAAAAUAGCUCAAGAUAAAAGAUAUAUGCCAUUUUUUAAGGAUUGUAUUGGAUGUAUAGAUGGUACACAUAUAACAGCAUGUAUACCCGAGGAUCAACAAAUGCCUUAUAGAGGAAGGAAAGGAAUUCCCACAUUUAAUGUAAUGGCUGUCUGUGAUUUUGAUAUGUGUUUUACAUUUGUAUCGGCGGGUUGGGAAGGUUCAGCACAUGAUACUCGGGUUUUUCUUCAUGCGAUUGAAACUCCAGAAUUAAAUUUUCCUAAGCCACCUGAAGGUAAGUACUACUUGGCUGAUAAAGGGUAUCCAGAUCGAAAGGGUUAUUUGGUACCAUAUCCCAAAACAAGGUACCAUCUAGAACAAUUUAAACACACACCUCCACGAGAUGAUCGAGAAACUUUUAAUCGCUGGCACUCAUCUCUUCGAAGUUGCAUUGAGAGAUGUUUUGGAGUCCUGAAGCAGAGGUGGAAAGUACUUACUAACAUGCCACAAUAUAAUGUUGAGACACAAAUACAAAUUAUGGUUGCUACAUUUGCAUUGCAUAAUAUAUUAGAAUAAAUUCACCUACUGACCCCCUUUUUAGAGUUUUAGAGGAGUAUCCUGAUUUUAUACCCUCGUCGGAGCUUCCUGAUGUUCAUGUUACUUCAGAUGGUGGAAUUAGAACGGGAAGCUCUACUGAAAUGCAGAUUAUUCGUGAUAAGAUAGCGGAAUCUUUAUGGCGAGCUAAACGUAGCCAAGUAAAUUAAUGUAAAGGAUAUUAGUUUUUGUAGAAUGUGUUCCUGAUGAAGACUAUUUUUUGCUUUUUAGUUAAUGCAUAUGAAUGCCAUUUUAUUAUUUUCGUGUUUCACAAGCCUAAUUUUAAAUUUAUGCUAAAUUUAUUUGGAGAGUUAGACAACAUUAUUGAAUUAUUCGAAAUAAUAUUAUUUUUUCAUAUUUUA